This is a messenger RNA of Suillus discolor, 3166 nucleotides long. RefSeq lists its product as uncharacterized. The coding region runs from base 14 to 2944 and encodes 976 amino acids. The record is from RefSeq and is a predicted model, not a curated record. Lineage: Eukaryota; Fungi; Basidiomycota; Agaricomycetes; Boletales; Suillaceae. Gene Ontology annotation, biological process: regulation of DNA-templated transcription. The transcript is spliced from 8 exons.
GUAGAAUGUGUACAUGAGCCAUUCACUUUCCUUACACGAUGUGGUCAGUUCUCGUCCACAAAAACGCAGGCGCUUCUCACUUCACGAGGAUCACAAUGUCGAACUUGAAACUAAAUUCGUGACAGAAGAUGAAGCCGACCUUGGAAUACGCCAACUUAUUGCUGAGGAGAUUGACCUGGAUAUUGCUAUUCGCCAACGCCUUCUAAGCACCAUCGAAUCUCGCAUAACAUGGGCACUUAUGCUCCAGGAGGCUCUCACUCGGGACUCGUCCACUCCAGUUCCUGAUGCUACAGUGGAUGACUUUCAAGAAGCUGCUUUAGACGCCCUUAACGCUGUCGAAGUACCUUGUGCCUUCUUAUUUGAUCGAGAAGAGUCCGUAUACGAUGACGCUGAACCUUCUUCUCUUCGUUCAUUCUCCCCUGUCGCCCCAACACAGCGCGAGCGAAUACCUCCAAAGGUCAGGCCGACACGUACGGCUGCAGCAAAAUUGCAUCCGCAGAAAAAGCUGCUUUAUAUCCGUCUGCCCCCUUCACAGACAGCCAUCGAUGAGCAGAUUGCUAUCCUUACUUGUCCUACUUGUACUCGCACGCAGUUCAGCACCCUUCAAGGGCUCUUGAAUCACGCACGGCUUGCUCAUGGUAUUGAGUGGGCCAGUCACGACGCGUGCAUUACGGCUUGCGCUGUUCCAAUACCCUCCAGUGAUGAUGUGGAGAAAGGUCGGGUCGAGGAGGAAGGUGUUGAAGUACCUUGGGGAGGUAGUGUCGUCGGUCUACAACGACUAUUUGAACGAGCUGUCGGUGUCAAUAUUCCCGCAUCUCUUGUUUACGAAGAAGGGCAGGGAGCUGCAGCCAUACCCAGCACCUUACUUUCACGCACCCUCGGUUUACAUGCGGACUCCCCUGCCCUUGCUCCGUUUCUUGGCAGAAUUCCAAAACGGAGAUGCAUACAUACUUAUGAGGAAGAUACAGAAGUUGACAUUCUGAGUAUUGAUACUGCUCCAUGCAGGCCUUCCCCCGGUUUCGAAAGUAGGGAAGGAGUUACGAGGAGAGCAGACGAGGGCGAUGGUCAUCCUUGGCGAAUGGCUUUUCCGCAUCGAAAUAACGCCCGCCCUGAACUCGAUCUCGUUGUCGACGUGCCUGCUCUUAUUGAUAACGCUGCAGAAAAUACAGCAACUCCCGCGAUACCAGGAAGCACAACUUCACGCUUCCAUAUCACCGCUCGUGUGCAUAUCACAGAUAGAAGUUUAUUUAUCUCGCCAAGCCGACGGUUAGACCUCGGUAUUCCGUCAUCACAUACUCACCGGUGGAUGCUCAGUGUCACUGCUCCUUCUUAUUCGAUACCUCUGGCCUCAUUCAUGAUACGCUUGACAGUUUUGGCGGUGGCUCCAUCUGAUAACACUCAACGACAGCCUUGUACUGUGGACAAAGCACCCUUUGCCAUCAUAGGCUCAUCUUCUGAGCCCUUUCUUGCGAAGGUCGUGAUGGAGUGGGCCAGUGGCGGGAGAAUGGAAGUAGAACAUUGGAUUGAUCUUGACCCUGGGAGCGCAGCGAGCUCUGUCCUUGGCUCAGAACAAGUUCUCGAUGUCGAACUUGAUAGAGGGACACGCCUCCUCCCUGUCCCUUCCGGUCCUCCACUGCCUAUUCCUUCCUUGGAACGUGAACCUGCAGAAAUUACAAGGCAAUCUGUGACGAAGCCUCAAGAAUCUGCAGAUGAAUUAGGAUACGAGAAGGUUCUGCGGAGUUUGUUGCCAAGAGUACCUAUGACGCUUAAAGAUAUGAAGUUCCGUUCACCUUUUCAGGUACCAUACAAGCUCGUUCCCUCACCGGCGCAUCUUCUAGCGCUUGUACCUGGGAGACGGAAAGCCAUUGAAUGGGGAAGAGCCCGAGCACUGCAAGCACUUUAUGUCCAGCACGUUGCCUCGGCCUCCGCAGAAUUGAUCUCCCUCACUGUUGGUGAUGUCUAUGCCUUCCUAGAAGACUCGGGGCUUUUUCCGCGUUCGUCUUCGAAGAUCGAAGAUCCUGUACCGAGUGCGAAAGAAAAGAAGGACAAAUCGAAGGACAAGGAGAAAGAAUCCACGCUUUCGCCGGUGGAUGAACCCUGCUUUGUCUGUGGCAUAAAGAAACGCUUCCACCCUAUACUUGCUGCCACUGUCAAAGUGAAAAAGGAGCCUGUUUUUGACGAAACAGGACCCUGGGUUUGCGACAUCGUUCCGCCGCACGAACUUGAGCGGGGUUUACGAAUACCCAUUGUUGAUUUGAUGAAGAUUUUUGGAGGUGGACUCGAAAUUGUCCUAUACGCCGGGGAAACUGCAGGGGAUGUGGGACCGCUACCGCAUCAACCCAUAGCUUCUUCUCUGCUCAGACCUUGGCGUUAUUCUGCGCGGCAGAUUACCUCGUUAAGCCCACCAGACCUCAUUCUUGCUAUUCAUAGAAGUGUCGGGUCUUUGCGUCUUCUGCAUUUCCCUGAUCUUCUCUCUCCUUCUCUGGAUAAGCGUCGUACAAAUUCGGAGAUCGAAGAGGCGUUCGCACCAUCAGCACUGCUAGCCGCUGUGCUCAAACCGUUUAUUGCCGCCCUUGUGCGUUCUGCAGUGGACGUUGCAAAACGGGAUAUUGCGAUUGCAUCUGGUGCUGGAAAUAGUGGUGCUGUUCCAGUCGCUGGACAAGUCAAGGUGGCACGAACUAAGCGAGGGAGAAAAGUAGGGUCUGUUCUAACUCCAGGACACAUCUUACGAGGGCUGUCGUUGCCUAAUCCUGUCCGUGGUGGCGGGCUCGCUACGGCUACCGUCAAAGAUAUGUUGAGGCUUUAUCUGGCGAGAGUGGGAGUACCCGUGGAGUUCGGACGAUCGUUAACGCGGGCUUCCCUCCGUCAGAUUUUGGAUCGGGAUGGCAGUGUCGAAAUGGGGGUGACGAGUGAAGGCGACGUGGUUAAAGUGGAGCCGCCAUGAAUCUUGAUUUAGUGGGACUUGAUAUCUGAAGCGAUAUGGAUCCUCUGAGUCCGACGCUGCGAGAAAGUACUGCAUGCCCUUUUUGUACAUCCAUUGUGAUCCCGUGGACUCUGCAGAAUGCACGCCUUGCAAACCUGGAUCUCUCUGCCUUGAGAGUGGUGGGUCAUCCGACUCUAUUUUUAAAUAUACUGCACAUGUUUUGGAGGCGGAAAAUCACAAAGG